AGGACCAUCCCCAGCUAGAUCAUUCCAGCCAGGACUUUGUCAAGCUGGGCCUUAAAAACCUCCAAGGAUGGAGAUUCCACUACCUCCAUCCACGCAUGACAGAGGUCAUACAAACAGAUGUCCCCAAAGAGACAGAUGCCAAGCAGUGGCCCAGGGAUCCUUGUUCCCAAUAACUGACUAUUCCCAGUCCCUGUAAUGCAGCUCUGUUAGCCCCAGCGCUCUCAGUGCAACACAGUGUCGUGCACAGUUACCAAAGCUGGCUCUUGCAUUCAAAGAUUUCCUCAGCCAGGUGCAGUAUGGCUGCGUUAGCCUUAGGCUGCACACAGGCUGAUUAUUUGUGCUCACAGCACUGCAGAGCAGCUCUGGAUCAGAGAGGUGGGCACAACCUGUACAGUCGUCUGCACCAUACGCCCAAGACUAUGGUGUUCCCGAAUGCAGUACUGUGCAGUGAGAUUGCCCGGUUGAAGGAGACAUACUGGCUCCCUUUGGGGAGGUAGCGGAUGCAAAGCAGCAUAGCAUUUCAGCCCAACUAACUGCCUGGCACCAUGGGAAUAUUUGGGGCAGGGAGCUAUGCAUCGUUCCCUUUCAUAUUUGUCCACAGCAUUUUGAGACUCCUUGGUUGAGAGCCACUGGUCUAGCAGACCAAGGCAGAGUGAGACGCACUGGCUUUCAGCUGAAAAGAAACAAAUUCAGCCUGGAAAUCUGGAGCUGGCGGUCAACAGAGAGUGGGAAGAGUCAGUCAUUGGAAAGAAGGAUCCCUGGCAUCUGUCUCUUUAGGGACAGCUCUUUGUAUGAGCUGUGUUGUGAGUGGAUGGAGGAAUCCCUGAGGAUUGCUGGACAGGGGUCUGGAGCUAUUGCCUGGUGCCAAGAGAUCUGUCAGUUCUGUGGUUCCCUCAGGUCCCAGGGAGCACGAGGGCAGGGUUUCGUUGGGGGUGAUGACGAAAGUGUCGAGGAAGAGCCAGAACGAGAAGUACCGGCUGAAGUACAGCCGGCUACGCCGGGCAGCCAAGGCCAUGGUGUUCGAAAAUGCAGCACUGUGUGAUGAGAUUGCCCGGCUGCUCACCAAGCUGCUCCAGCUCCAGGCCCUCACAGCCGAGGAGGAGGGCCUUAGUUCCACCAACACGACUACGACACCAACAGGGGGUGGCCCACCAGGGUACAGCACGGCACCCACACCUGGCCCGGAUGAGACACCAGCCACAGGGAAGCGCCCCAAGAAGGGUAAAGAGAAUGGGCGGGCAGAGGCGCUACGCCGUGCCUCCAAGCGGCGGGGAGCAGCACCUGAUAGGCCGGUCCGGCGGCUGGUCCAGCCUGUGCCACUGGACCCUUCAGGGCGGCCAGUGUUCCCUAUCACUCUGGGUGGGCUGACGAUCUACAGCCUAGGGGAGAUUGUGUCUGACCGGCCAGGCUUCCAUGACGAGGGAGCCAUCUACCCAGUGGGGUUCUGUAGCACCCGGGUGUAUGCCAGCAUGCGGCACCCUGACCAGCGCUGCCUCUACACUUGCCAGAUCAAGGAUGGUGGGUCUGGCCCCCGCUUUGAGAUUGUGCCUGAGGAUGAGCCUGGUAGUGCCCUGGCAGGCCCCACAGCUGAUGCCUGCCACACCCAGCUGUUGGCAGCCAUUGGGGCUGCCCGGGAUCGGCCCUACCCCGAGCUAGAAUCAGCUGGGGCCGACUUCUUCGGGUUUUCACACCCGGCUGUGCAUAACCUUAUCCAGAGCUGCCCCGGGGCCCGCAAGUGCAGUGCCUACCGCUGGGUGCGGUUCGAGGUCUGUCGUCCUGGUGAUGGGCAAAUGCCCCAGGGCCUGCCGGAUGACUCAGCUGCCACCAACUUCCAAGCCUUCCUCCGUCGUGCCCAGGAGGAGGAGGAGCAGCAGCAGAGGGACCAUGGAGGUGUCACUACUGUGGUGACCACUACUGCUGCAGCUGGGGGAGCACUGGGCCUACCUACAACCCGGCCUAGCCAGGCCUUUGCCUCACCCCGGCCCUAUGGGGACUUGUUCCUGAGCCACCAAUCCGCCCACUGCAGCCCUAAUAGCUCCGAUGAGUGAGACCCCUUCCCUCUAUCCUCUGGUGCCCUUUGCCCCUCCACUUUCUCCUGUUUCCUUGGCCCCUGUUGGGGACUUAUUUCUAUACUUCUCAGUAUGUGCACCACCCAUGUCUACUCCAGUCUGCACCCCUACCAGUCAACUCCCUUUUUCUACCAACUGAGCCCAUACAACCCCCUGUAUUAGCAGAGCUCAAAAAAUCCAUGGAUCCCUCUUCCCCUCCGAAGAUCAAUAGGGGAGUGGCCAACUCGGUCCAGUAGGGAGAAAUCCAUGGACAUGCCUCCUAUGCACCUUGAGUAUCUCUAGACAUAACAGGUGGUACUCCCAAAAUGCAGUGAGGUAUUCAUAGCCAGUGUGAAGUGUUGAGAGGAAAAGGGUCUGUUCCUAACUGCUCUGGAAUAAAGAAGAUGGUGGAAAGCACUUGUACGGGCUCCAGCUGCUGCAUUCAUGGCACUGGGGGAAGGGUUGGUUCCUAUGGUCUUCUGUGUGGGAGGAUCUGACAACCAAUGGGUCUGGAGUUCUGUCCCUGCGUUGGGCAUUGAACAGACUGAUGGAUACUUCUGGAUGUGGGGUUGCUUAGUGCUGGCCCCAUCCCAGCUACAGGGCUCCUCCCCCCUGCACAAUCAACUGACACAAUCCAAUCUGGGUGCAGAAGGCUUGCCCCCCUGUACUGUGGGAGCAGAUCUUGCCCUGUCCACCUGCUACUGUACAGAGUGACUCUGCCUCAGCUCUGCAGCAGUUGGAUCACACCAACCCCACCCCUGGGGACCCCAGAGCUGGACCCUGCCCUGGGCCUUUCUAUAACCUGCUUCCGUACUCUACUGACAUGAUCUCUGCUUGGACAUCAGCACCCCCU
This is a messenger RNA of Alligator sinensis (Chinese alligator), 2901 nucleotides long. It is a transcript of the gene FYRD1, whose product is annotated as transforming growth factor beta regulator 1. Gene Ontology annotation, cellular component: nucleus. The record is from RefSeq and is a predicted model, not a curated record. Gene Ontology annotation, biological process: regulation of cell cycle. Lineage: Eukaryota; Metazoa; Chordata; Crocodylia; Alligatoridae.